UGGUGGUUGGGCAGAAAGCAUUUUAGCUGCAUUUGUGGUGUUCCCCAGCCUGACCCUCACACGCUGUAUGAGUUGUGCAAACAGCAGUGGGAUGUGCAGCUUCAGGGACUUCAGGAUAAGCUAGAACAUCCAGCUGCUUGCAAGUUCUGGUAUAACAUGCUUUUCCUGUAGUGAACUGUAAGACGUGCAACUAUGGCAGAUUUCAGGACUGUCUCCAGAAACAGUUACUAGACGCUGUGCCAUAGCAGCAGUCCUUGUGCCGAAAAAAUUUUGAAUGGUUUUUAGUCGACUGAAAACAAGCUCAUGCAUCAGUCUAUCAACUGCCUGCUUUGAACAUAACUUGACCAGGAUGCAGCAAAGGCACAAACUCAAAUACAGGAAACUGAGUGUCUGUACAUAGCAAUGCUGUAUCAGCACUGGAUCUGAACACUCCAAAUGCAGAAAUGAUUUGGCAACUAGCAUCUUAUUGGUCACCCCUGGUUACACCCCUGAUUUUUGGUCUGCUUCUGCAGCCACCAGUCACACCGCUUUCCAUCAUCACACAGCCAAACAUUGUUCUAUUGAUGGCUGAUGACCUUGGCAUAGGGGAUGUAGGUUGCUAUGGGAAUGAUACUAUCAGGACCCCGAACAUUGAUCGCCUGGCAAAGGAAGGAGUGAAACUGACCCAACACAUUGCUGCGGCUCCACUUUGCACCCCCAGCAGAGCAGCUUUCCUCACUGGCAGAUAUCCCCUCCGAUCAGGGAUGGAUGCUAUAAAUAAUUACCGUGUUAUUUUUUGGAAUGCUGGCUCAGGAGGCCUUCCUCCAAAUGAAACCACUUUUGCCAAAAUACUGCAGAAGCAAGGCUACAGCACAGGACUGAUAGGGAAGUGGCAUCAAGGUGUUAACUGCGAAUCCCGCAAUGACCAUUGCCAUCACCCUUUAAAUCAUGGAUUUGACUAUUUUUAUGGGAUGCCUUUUACGCUAAUAAGUGACUGCCAACCAACAGAAACACCAGAGAUGGACAGAGCUUUUAGAAGGAAACUCUGGCUUUCUUCUCAAAUGAUUGGCCUCAUUGUACUCACUGCUGCCCUGGGAAGACUGACCGGCUUGAUUCCAGUCCACUGGAAAACACUGACCUGCCUUGCUGGGUUUAGUCUCCUGUUCUUUGUAUCCUGGUUCUCAAGUUAUGGGUUUGUUCGCUACUGGAACUGCAUUAUGAUGAGAAACCAUGAAGUUACUGAGCAGCCAAUGGUGACAGACAGAACUACAUCCCUUAUCUUGAGAGAGUCCAUUUCAUUUAUUGAAAGAAAUAAGCACAAGCCAUUCCUCCUCUUUCUUUCCUUUUUACAUUCCCACACCCCUCUCCUCACCACAGAGAAGUUCCUUCGGAGGAGCAGACAUGGUUUAUAUGGAGACAAUGUAGAGGAGAUGGACUGGAUCGUAGGCCAGGUUCUAGAUGCUAUUGAUAAGGAAGGUUUGAAAGAUACUACACUAGUUUACUUUGCCUCUGAUCAUGGUGGAUGGCUGGAAAGACAAGAAGACAAAAGGCAGCUGGGUGGCUGGAAUGGAAUAUACAAAGGUGGAAAAGCUAUGGGAGGCUGGGAAGGAGGAAUUCGUGUUCCAGGGAUAUUUAGAUGGCCAGGAGUGUUACCUCCAGGAACAGUUAUUGAUGAACCUACAAGCCUUAUGGAUAUUUAUCCUACAGUAGUUCAUCUGGCUGGAGGGGCAGUGCCUCAGGACAGGAUAAUUGAUGGCCGGGAUCUGAUGCCUCUACUGCGAGGAAUGGUUGCGCACUCAGAGCACGAGUUCCUGUUCCACUACUGUGGCAUUCAUUUACAUGCUGUGAGGUGGCACCAGAAAGACAGUGGAGCCAUUUGGAAGGCUCACUAUGUGACCCCUAUCUUCAGUCCUCCCGGAGCUGGGGCUUGUUAUGAUAGAGGUUUUUGCCCAUGUUUUGGGGAAGGUGUGACCCACCAUGACCCUCCAUUGCUGUUUGAUCUCUCACAAGACCCUUCUGAAGCCAAACCUCUCUCGGCUGACACUGAGCCCCUCUUUGACACUGUCAUAAGGAAGAUUGGAAGAGCCAUCGAAGAGCAUCGCAGGACACUGACUCCAGUCCCAGAGCAGCUCUCUGUGUACAAUGUGGUGUGGAAGCCGUGGCUGCAGCCGUGCUGUGGGACAUUCCCAUUCUGCUGGUGUGAUAAGGAAGGUGAUAGUAAACUUGCUGACUUUUAAAGGAUGGAAACAGAUACUUCAUCAAAAAUGUAUUUAGAUUAAGAGUGUUUCCUUUUGGGGUGUUGCUCAGUGGGUCAUUUUUUUCUCUAAAUGGAGCCUUUAUAUAGGAAUUGUUCCAGUGAAUGGCACAGUAUUUAGUAAGGGCUGGACUAUGGGCUAUGGGCUGGACUCCCUCAGGGAGGGCUUAAGAUAGAAGACUAUGUUUUAACUUGCAUCUGCUGACAACUGAAUGAAUAGUUCAAAUGCACUGAAGCAGGUCAAGAUUAGAUCUGUACAAGUAAUGAUAUAACUUAUGUUUUGAUGAUUACGAAUGUA
Molecule: messenger RNA, 2531 nt
Organism: Corapipo altera (White-ruffed manakin)
Lineage: Eukaryota; Metazoa; Chordata; Aves; Passeriformes; Pipridae
Product: arylsulfatase D-like
Exons: 12
Coding region: 444-2216 (590 amino acids)
Molecular function (GO): arylsulfatase activity
Source: RefSeq, a predicted model, not a curated record